Molecule: messenger RNA, 1993 nt
Organism: Zychaea mexicana
Lineage: Eukaryota; Fungi; Mucoromycota; Mucoromycetes; Mucorales; Lichtheimiaceae
Exons: 8
Coding region: 95-1690 (531 amino acids)
Biological process (GO): retrograde transport, endosome to Golgi
Molecular function (GO): phosphatidylinositol binding
Source: RefSeq, a predicted model, not a curated record
UCUCUUUUCUUAUUACUUGGCGUUCAUAAAAAUAGCAACGACCAGUGCUCCCCCCCUCCCCCAACAUCACACAAAGCAUUACUUUAAUCCCCACAUGAGCAGCAACAGAUUAUCCAGAGCAUCAUGCGGCUGCACCAUUGAGCGACUGCUUCGACAGGAAGUAACUUACAUUUUCAUUACGGGUGCUCAAAAGCAAUCCGAUACACCGGCUGGCAAAACCUUCAUUGCUUACAAUAUCCGUGUCUGUGAUACGGAAACGAAGCGACGUUAUAGCGAAUUUGAAUCACUUCGACGAGCAUUGAGCCGACUUCAUCCGACCUUGAUCGUUCCACCCAUCCCAGAAAAACAUUCACUUGUCGAUUAUGCAGCGCUUCAAACCCGAGUCAAGGAUGACCUCCCAAUGGUGGAAAAAAGAAAACGGAUGUUGCAAACCUUUCUGAACCGAGUGGCCAAUCAUCCAGAAUUGGGGCUCGAUCAUGUAUUUCAUCGAUUUUUAGAAAGUGGUGUUGCUUGGUCCGAUGUAUUACACUCGCCACCUUUAUCGCAAUUACCAAAGAAUCCAUUGCAAAUGGUCGUCAGCAAAGAAGCCAAUGUUCAGGCACACAAGUACAACACUGUCCUUUCAAGCAACUUGAUCCCGAUACCGUCAGCAACCUAUGUCCUCAAAAGCCCCGAUCCUCGCUUUGAAGAAUCGGAAAAGUUCACGUUCCGGAUUGCCAACUAUAUGAGCAACAAUCUCGAUAAAAGUCAGCGGAAAGUCAUUCGUCGGUUGGGAGAACUAGCAAACGAUUAUGCGGAAUUGGGUGCUGUGUAUAAUGGUUUCAGCUUAAAUGAGACGGGACCUGUGGCCAAUGCGAUUGAAAAAGUUGGACAAGCCGUAGAUGCCUCCUAUACUGAAUCUGCUCAAAUGGUUACCUCGCUAGAAGGCGAGUUUGCUGAACCUAUCCAAGAACAUUCCCAAUUCGCACAUAUUGUGAAACAAGUUUUACGGUUCCGUCAUCUAAAGCAUGCACAGAUGGAAAUGAUUGAAGGAUCUCUGGAAAGCAAAAAGGAGAAUUUGGAAAGUUUGCAACGGAUGGAAAGCGAAGCAAGGCGCUUGGAAGAAGCCAUCAGUCGAGAACGUACAAUCGGAAGCAAUGCUGUGGAUGUUGACGAACUGAAUAAUAACAGCAGCAAUGACGAUAUUCCCGGUACCAUGUCAUCCACUACAGUCAAUGGCAAUGGAUAUCAUCACCACGACGAUAUGAAUAGUGGCAUCAACAACAACAACCCAUAUGGCUCACAUCCUUCUCUUUCUUCUUCUUCUUCACCACCAUCUUUCCAAAAUGAUACACAUGUCGGUCGUCGUCCUGCAACAAAAACGUGGGCUAGUCCUGUCAAGAUGAUUAACGCAGUCGGUCAUUCUUUGCAAAAUAUCAUUGAUGUGGAUCCAGAGGCAACACGACGAAACCAGAUUGGCAAGACAAAAGAUGCAAUGGAUGUGUUGCAAGAAGCACUGGAGAUUACUCGCCAAGAUUUGGCAGGCUCAUCGACAGAAUUACAGUCCGAGUUGGAUCGAUUUCAGCGUGAAAAGAUCAAGGAUCUUCGCGAUAUGCUUAUUGCGUAUGCAAAGAUCCAUAUUCGAUACUGCCAAAGGAAUUUGGAAUCUUGGCAAGAAGCCCGUGCAGAAGUCGACAAGAUUCCGAUUUAAAGAGAAUAAACAGUGCGGAAUAGAUCCACUCUGUUCACUAUCCCUUAUGCUAUCACACAUUCUAAACAUAUCCUUUUUAUUUUCUUCCUUUCGUCUUGCCAUACUUUAUCGAUCUCCUUUUUCGUUCUUCGUUUACCCCCUCUCAUGAAAUGCAUACCGCAAACAAGAUGUUUUUUUCUCUUUCUCCAUAUUACGUACAUUAGCCUGCAAACACACACACACACACUUUAACUGUUCCAUCAAUAUCGACAACAAUAACAUUCUUUCCUUUUGCAUUUUGUUCUCUACUCUGCAUAUUAAACU